Molecule: messenger RNA, 1890 nt
Organism: Plectropomus leopardus (leopard coralgrouper)
Lineage: Eukaryota; Metazoa; Chordata; Actinopteri; Perciformes; Serranidae
Source: RefSeq, a predicted model, not a curated record
AGCCAGCAACCACAGCACAACUUAAAGACUGUGUUUAACUCUGAGGGGAAGUUAAACAAGGGGCACAGUAUGCUCUGAUUUAACGGUCCUCAGUCUGCACGGUGAUGAAAAAGAAAAAAAAAAGAGGGAGGGGAGGAAAAGAUUUUUGAUCACAUGGCCACGAAGUCACUCUGAAAGUAUGCUGGCGGAGUAUUGCCCACAGAAAUAUAAAAAAUCCUUCACAGUGAGCAGCCGGGUCCAUGCAACAAGCAUCAUUUUCGAAGCUUUGAGGCGAUCGGCAGCGUCGGGGCUGGUGGAUACAAAACAGAAGACGAGUGGGUGACGAAAACAAAAAUGUCGACUCAAAGCGUGGACGUGCUCGCCACUGAGAGAAGCACCACACCUCCGUUAUCACACAGUCCCACCAUCAUGGACACCACCAUCGUGGACACUUUCACCUCAACAAUCUCCUCUAAAAACGACUUAGACGAAAUUUCAGCCAAUGACAUCACCUCCAGGGCAAACUACGUCUACAGUUUCUUCGCUGGUCUCGGCUUCAUGGCGGGCUGCUUCCUGCUCUACAGCUUCAUCCAGACGUACAGAGCUCAUAGACGGCUGGCCUGGCUCGACUGCCUGCUCUGGGCCUUUUGUGGCCUCCAGCUGCUGCUGCUGCUCCUCUCUCUCCACACCGUGGCCUACAAACCUCACUACCUGAUUACAACAGGUUUGGGCUGCGCCGCGCUCUCCUUCACCAUCAACGCUGUCUCUCUUUGCAGCCUGCUCGUCUUAGUUCUCAUGGCUUAUGUGCUAACAUUGGAUCCGCCGUCCCACGCCCUGCUGAGGAAGCACUGGGUCUGUGCAGGUUUGGUGAUCCUGAGUUCUAUCCUGAUUUCUCUGCUGCUCGCUGGGCUUCGUGGACCCAGUGAGGGUCUACACAAAGAAGCUGAAUGCUUUAUGGAUCCAGCUGGUGCUGGUGUGUCGUACGCAGCUGCUAGAUUGUGCCUAGCUUUUUUGAUUCCCUACACCUUCCAACUGGGACUUCUGAUAGGCGGCUGCGUCCGGCAGUGGAAAUCUAAAGGACGCUUCCUCUCCGGCUCAGAGGAGGGUCCUGUGUUCCUGACAGUCACCGUGGUCAUGUUUUUCUGUCAGCUCUUCUACGGCGUGGCACUGUUGAGAGGAGCCCAACUAGCACAACUAGAGGGGGGGCUGAGCCAUCACGAGCGAGCGUUUCUGAGCGUGGCUGAGUUUGUUUUGUUCUCAGGGAGCAGUACCAGCCUCCUGCUCGUGCUGCUCAUGCACAGGCAGUGUCGAGAGAGUCUCCACGGCGUGUUGAGGCAGCUGGGGGACUGCUGUCAGAGUCCCGGGCGCACGCAGCCCAACAGAAACAUUAUAGCUCCCCACAGCGAGAUCACAGACACCCUGCAGGACAUAGAGUCGUAGAGGACAAAGACGCUCUCAUCUUUGAGAACAGAACUCCACUGAUGCAUCAAAAUAAAGACUAAAAUAAAGUAAACUAAAAUAAAGAAAUCUGAUGUAUUCAAAUAUUCUUAAUGGAAUUUCUGAAAUGCUUUACUUUUUCUCCUAAGUUAAAAUUGAAAUCCUUUUACAUGCAUGUAUUCCACUUUUUAGUGUCUACAGUGCUGAACAUUUGCAAAUCUGUUCUUCAAAUUUCUUUUUGUUGUGCAUUUUGUAUUUUACAAAAAUAAAUGUUUUGCUGUACAUAUGGAGAAUUGUCAACAUGUACAGUCCUUAUAGUCGCUGAUGUAAUAAUAACAAUAUGUUUAUUUUGUUUUUGUAAAUCAACAUCUAUGUAUAAGAAAUUAAUCCUUUGCAACAUGGCCAAAUUGGCUCAAUUUCUUUCAAAAUAAUGGGAAAAAGGCAAUGACCAACUUAAGAAGGAAAGAUUUACCA